UCAUUCAAUUCAUUCAUUCAUCGUCCUAGUACUGAUUUCGAUUGAUGUUGUAUCAGUCAGUUUCUUCUUCUUCUUCUCUGUCAUUGCUCAUGAAGAAAGCAUGCCCUGCCUGGCCCCAAAGCUGUGAGCUUGACUGAGCUCCUCUGUUGUUCUUAUUCCUCCCUCUCCUGCUCAUGUACUCUGUUCCACCUCACCUAAAACAGAGCAUGAGAAACCUCAAGUGACCCUGCUCAGAGCUCAUGAGAAUUGCAACCAUUCUUGAAUCAUAACCUCUCCCCAGUCAAAUCCCACACCUUCCCCGUCUUCCUCAUCGAGAUACAAUCGUUUCUCAGUAGUCUGUCUCAAUAGCCCAAGAAGAAGAGGCAGACAACGACAAUGGAGGUCGAUUCAGGCACAGCAGCAGCGAACUCUGGGCUCGUGGUUGCGGGUCUGAGUCCGCUCAGCAGGACCCUCUGGGGGGACAGGGGAGCUGACGCGGAGCUUGGCGGUGACGUGUCCGCGAGGCUGACGUGGAAGGACCUGACCGUGACGGUGACCCACAGCAACGGGGAGACUCAGAAGGUCCUGGAGGGCCUGACCGGUUACGCCGAGCCCGGCACCCUGACAGCCCUCAUGGGCCCCUCUGGUUCAGGCAAGUCGACCCUGCUCGACGCCCUCUCGAACCGGCUUGCAUCCAAUGCCUUCCUUUCGGGUUCGAUUCUGCUCAAUGGCCGCAAGGCUAAGCUCUCUUUCGGGACUGCCGCCUAUGUGACGCAAGACGACAAUUUGAUCGGAACUCUGACAGUUCGGGAGACGAUCUCAUACUCGGCUCGGCUCCGGCUCCCUGACAAGAUGCGGUGGGAGGAGAAGCGCGCUUUGGUUGAGAGCACCAUCAUCGAGAUGGGCCUGCAGGACUGCGCGGACACAGUGAUUGGGAACUGGCACCUGAGGGGGAUCAGUGGAGGUGAGAAGAGGAGAGUAAGCAUUGCACUCGAGAUCCUUAUGAGGCCAAGGCUGCUCUUCCUCGACGAGCCAACCAGCGGACUCGACAGUGCUUCAGCGUUCUUCGUGACCCAGACACUGCGUGGUCUGUCGAGGGACGGCAGGACUGUCGUUGCCUCCAUCCACCAGCCCAGCAGUGAGGUCUUUGAGCUGUUCGAUCGACUCUGCCUGCUGUCGGGUGGAAAGAAUGUGUAUUUUGGAAAGGCUUCAGAUGCGUAUGAGUUCUUCGCUCAAGCAGGAUUCCCCUGCCCUGCUCUGAGGAACCCGUCUGAUCAUUUCCUUCGAUGCGUCAAUUCCGACUUCGAUAAAGUAAAAAAUACGCUCAAAGGGUCAUUGAAACUCCAGUUUGCAGUGGCCGAUGAUCCUUUGGAGAAGAUGAGUACAGCCCAAGCUACCCGAACACUGAUUGAUUUCUACCGAACCUCUCAGUACUACUACUCUGCCCGAGAGAAGGUCGAGGAAAUAUCAAAAGUUAAAGGGACAGUGCUAGAAUCGGGAGGAAGCCAGGCGAGCUUCUUGAUGCAAACCUUGGUCUUAACAAACCGGUCUUUCAUUAACAUGUCGAGGGAUUUCGGGUAUUACUGGCUCAGGCUCGUAAUUUACAUCGUGGUCACCAUCUGUAUUGGGACAAUCUAUUUGGAUGUUGGGACGAGCUAUGACUCGAUUUUGGCAAGAGGUGCAUGUGCCUCUUUCAUCUUCGGGUUUGUCACGUUCAUGUCUAUUGGCGGGUUUCCCUCCUUUGUUGAAGAUAUGAAGGUGUUUCAGAGGGAGAGAAUGAAUGGGCACUACGGGGUGAUAGCAUUUGUGAUCAGCAACACGCUCUCUGCAACGCCAUUCCUAAUCAUGAUCACAUUCAUCUCGGGGACUUUGUGUUACUUCAUGGUCCGCCUCCAUCCCGGGUUCACGCAUUAUCUAUUCUUCGUGCUCUGCCUCUAUGCAAGUGUGACUGUCGUCGAGAGCUUGAUGAUGGCCAUUGCUAGUGUCGUCCCAAACUUCCUGAUGGGCAUCGUUAUCGGGGCUGGAAUUCAGGGGAUAUUCAUGCUGGUCUCGGGCUACUUCAGGCUCCCAAAAGAUAUCCCGAAGCCCUUCUGGCGUUACCCAAUGUCGUUCAUCAGCUUCCACUUCUGGGCACUUCAGGGGCAAUACCAGAACGACCUCAAGGGACUACUGUUCGACGGGCAAACUCCAGGGAUGAAGAUCCCGGGAGAGUACAUCCUCGAAUAUGUCUUCCAGAUCGAUGUGGAUAGGUCCAAGUGGAUCGACCUGAGCGUGCUUUUCUGCAUGAUAGUGAUGUACCGCAUCAUAUUCUUCGUGAUGAUCAAGAUUAACGAGGAUGUGACCCCGUGGGUCCGGGGUUGCAUUGCACGGAGGAGGAUGCAGCAGAAGAACGGGAGCAUUAACACGACUGUCACACCUGACGGUCUGCAACGAUGCCCCUCUCUCAGGAGUUACGUGAAGAAUUAAGGCGAUUGGGAGGAGGAAGUGACCGAUUAGUGGCCAAGUAUAGUUUUAGAGUUGGUUAAGGGUAUAGAAAUAUUUAUUUUGAAUGAUUUAUAUGCAUAAAUAUUUAUAUAAUAUCUACAUAAAUGAAGUGAGGGAAGUCGAAAUAUCCUUAGUACGAUGACAAUGGUUUAGAGUACAGAUUUAUUCAUUCGGUUACAUUUAAUCCUCGGUACACUAGUACUGAUGGUGAGGCAUCCCGAACCAUUAUAGAGUCCGUGUCAAUGUUUCAAUUGUUUUCGGUGCUGAAGCAAAUCAAAUCAGUUUCUACGGUGAAUAGCUUUUGAGACUUCA
Molecule: messenger RNA, 2775 nt
Organism: Punica granatum (pomegranate)
Lineage: Eukaryota; Viridiplantae; Streptophyta; Magnoliopsida; Myrtales; Lythraceae
Source: RefSeq, a predicted model, not a curated record